Molecule: messenger RNA, 456 nt
Organism: Eupeodes corollae
Lineage: Eukaryota; Metazoa; Arthropoda; Insecta; Diptera; Syrphidae
Exons: 2
Coding region: 53-424 (123 amino acids)
Source: RefSeq, a predicted model, not a curated record
AUAGACCGAAUUUUAAAAAUACCAAUAUUCAACUGUAAGAAGUUGCACCAAAAUGAGUCAAACAGUUUUGAAAAUUUGUAUUCUGGCUUUUGUGAUAAUUUCACAAACUGAAGCCAAAUUCUAUAACGAUAAUUUGAGUAUCAACAGUAGAGUGCCCGGAGAUCAAGAGAUUUUACGAUCAAAUGCCGUUCAAAAUCUUAAUUUUUACGCAAAGGUAUCCAUUGAAGCACGUUAUCCGGAGGAGCUUCCACAUUCGGGUUAUACAUUGAGUCAUGUUUAUUUGACAGGACAAGAUGAUACUGGCUAUAUCGAUGCUAGAUUUGAUCAAGGCGGCCCAGGUGAAGAUUAUAUGAGAAUGAAGAUCUUUUUCAAUUCCAUUCAAAAUGGAAAAUUCCAAUUAUUCCUUUAUGGAAAAAAGAAAUAAAUUGAUGUUCUUAACUAUUUUGUGAAAAUUUA